CGUUUGUAUUUUGACGUCAACAAAAAUAUAUUUUGUUUACAUUAAAAACAUUUACUUUUUCGAAUACCCUUGAUUUUAAAUGUUGACCCCAUGUUUUAAUAUCGAAAAAAUAUGCUCUGGAAGCCAUAGCAAAAUUUGUGAUACUAUUCAUGAACAUUCAGAUUUUGAAGUAUCAACAGUAAGCACUGAUCAUGGCUAUUCUUCAUAGAGCGCUAUUUACAUGGUUCAUAUUAUUAGUAUUUCUUAUACUACUUUGUCUACGUCUCGAAUCAAGAACACACUGGAAUUGGUUCAUUGUUUUUAUUCCUAUGUGGGUGUAUGAUAGCAUUCUAUUGAUAUAUGUUAUAUUCCACAUGGUUUCCCACUGCAGAAAUGGACUAGAAAGGUUUCGCGGGACUAUAAACAAAAAUGUAUGGUAUAUUGCUGCUAUAGGACUGAAAAUGGCAGCUCAAAUUAUAAUUUGCAUUAAACUAGAAUACACUAAAGUAAACCUCCCAAUUUAUGUUGUUAUGACUCCAAUUUGGAUGUUACUGCCAGUUUUGUGUGUGGAAGUUUUUAUGCACCUUAUAAAAAAUUCGAGCAGAAGUAGAUAUUGAAUAUUUGU
Messenger RNA from Colias croceus (clouded yellow), 604 nucleotides. Its product is annotated as transmembrane protein 60. Lineage: Eukaryota; Metazoa; Arthropoda; Insecta; Lepidoptera; Pieridae. The transcript has a single exon. The record is from RefSeq and is a predicted model, not a curated record. Bases 192 to 596 code for a protein of 134 amino acids.